CCUCGGCGGCCGCCAUGGCACCUGUGAAAAAGCUUGUGGCAAAGGGGGGCAAAAAAAAGAAGCAGGUUUUGAAGUUCACCCUUGACUGUACCCAUCCUGUAGAAGAUGGAAUCAUGGAUGCUGCCAAUUUUGAGCAGUUUCUUCAAGAAAGAAUCAAAGUCAAUGGGAAAGCUGGUAAUCUUGGUGGAGGAGUUGUAACCAUUGAAAGAAGCAAGAGCAAGAUUACUGUAACCUCUGAGGUGCCUUUUUCCAAAAGGUAUUUGAAAUAUCUCACCAAAAAAUAUUUGAAGAAGAAUAAUCUACGUGAUUGGUUGCGCGUAGUUGCUAACAGCAAAGAAAGUUAUGAAUUACGUUACUUCCAGAUUAACCAGGAUGAAGAAGAGGAAGAAGAUGAGGAUUAAAACUCACUUAUCUGGAAAAUUUUGUAUAAGUCCUUGAAUAAAACUUGGGAACCAAAAAGGUGGCUAUCCUUGUAUCUCUCCAGUGUGGAUUGAACAGCAAACCAGAAAUCAUAGGGAAAGGGCUUCAGUUGGGCUCCACUCACACAUUUGUAA
This is a messenger RNA of Chrysochloris asiatica (Cape golden mole), 554 nucleotides long. RefSeq names its product ribosomal protein L22 (gene RPL22). Lineage: Eukaryota; Metazoa; Chordata; Mammalia; Afrosoricida; Chrysochloridae. The transcript is spliced from 4 exons. The record is from RefSeq and is a predicted model, not a curated record. Gene Ontology annotation, biological process: cytoplasmic translation. Gene Ontology annotation, cellular component: ribosome. Gene Ontology annotation, molecular function: RNA binding; structural constituent of ribosome. The coding region runs from base 15 to 401 and encodes 128 amino acids.